CCCUGCAAACUUGCUAUCGCAUUCUGAACGGUGUGUGCGACGUACACGAGACACCGAUUUUUUAUAACCAAUUCAUUUAAGCGAUUCAAUAUAUGGUUAAACGUUUAUAAACAUGUAUUUAUAUAAUUAAACACACUUCUCCUGAAAAUGUCAAUGAUCGCACUUUAUUUAAGGUACAUAAUCUCAGUUGCGAAAUUUGUUCCAGUGGAGAAACAUGUUUGUCUAUUACGCUCUCGCUGUUAUUAUUUCCCUGUUAAUUUACUACUUUCUUUUAAAAAAUGAUCAUAGCAGCAAGGAACCACCAGGACCAAAACCAUGGCCAAUUAUAGGAAAUCUGCUCGAUUUGGCAAAGGCAUCGGAUAACAUGACCUUGUCGAUGGGAAUAUUGGCAGAAAAAUAUGGGGAAAUAUAUUCCUUAAAAAUUGGAUCUAAAAGGACAGUUAUCCUCACAUCGAAAGAAGCCAUGCAAACCAUCUUCACCAAUGAAGCCACGUUUGCCCGAGAUUUCUCGGGAAUGUUUGCAGACCGAAGUUUCAAUAAAAAUUUAGGAAUUGCUUUUUCUGAAGGAGAAGUUUGGGAAAAGUUGCGACCUUGGGCGUUUAAAACUUUAAAGGAAUACGGUUUUGGUAAAUCUUCCGAUAUGGAACAUUUCAUUCAGGUUUCAUCCCAACGUCUAUUCGCCUCAAUUGAUGCCAUAAUCGGAAUCGACAAGAAGAGUUGUGACCUCGAUGUCGAGCUUCUCUUCAAUAAUCCCAUUCUUUCCAUCAUGUGGCAAAUGGUGGUUGGCCGAAUUUCUCCGAACGAUGAACCGCACUUAAAACUCAUCGGAGAAAAAGGGUAUGCCUUUAUUCGAGCCAGUAUUUUUGGGACAGGGAUCGUCAAUGCGUUCCCGUUCUUGAGAUUCGUCUUUCCAAAAGCGUUAGGAUACGAUGUGCAAAUGGAUUUCUUCAAAACUUGCAAUGCAAUUGCUCUGAAAUUAUUCCAAGAAAUGGAACAAAAAUCGAAGAAAUCACACAUAACCCCUACAAAUUUACUAGAAGCGUUUGUCCUAAAUUGUGGCACAGACCCAAAAAUUUUCAAUAGUGAAAAUUUCCAGCUCACAUUUCAAGACUUGCUGCUUGCCAGUACCGACACGACUAACAGUUUCAUGGAAAUUGUCACGCUCUAUCUCGCCGCUUAUCCGGAUGUGCAAGAGAAAAUUUAUCAAGAAAUUUUAACAGUUGCAGAAAAUGGGGAAGAGCUUAGUUUUGCAGAUAGGAAAAAGAUGCCGUACAUCCAAGCCUUCUUCUUGGAGACGCAUCGAAAGGGACGAGUCCUGCAAAACAUGGUGCCGCGUCGCGCUCUGUCAGAUCUUGCUUACAAAGACUACAUUAUCAAAAAGGAUACCAUUAUCAUGGCCGAUACACGGCUCUACUAUGAAAGCGAGGAAAAUUGGACAGAUCCAGAUGCAUUUAGACCGGAGCGUUUUCUUAACGAGGAUGGACAAAUUGUGAAUGCAGGGAGCAUUAUCUCUUUUUCCUUUGGGAAAAGAAAUUGUCCUGGAGAACUGUAUGCGAACAUUGUUUCGUUUCUCUUGACUACCUCACUCCUCCAACGGUACAAAUUAAGCGUUCCUAAAGGUCAAGAAAUUCCAAGGUUAGACUUGAAGCCGGGAUUAACUCUAAAACCGUAUCCUUUUCAAGCCGCAUUUACCAAGCGAUAAGAUACGGGGAUGAAGUAUUUUUGUGCAGUAUUGAUAAAUAGUUAUACACAAAUGCACAUUAUACAUAUUAGCAACGUGUUUUUAUAAAUUUCGUGCUAAUUCUAAGUUAUUUACAAAAUAGUGGAAUACGUAAUAAAAACAGCGAACUUCAUUUUUUUUCGAAAUGUA
This is a messenger RNA of Folsomia candida, 1870 nucleotides long. Its product is annotated as farnesoate epoxidase. Gene Ontology annotation, molecular function: oxidoreductase activity, acting on paired donors, with incorporation or reduction of molecular oxygen; heme binding; monooxygenase activity. Lineage: Eukaryota; Metazoa; Arthropoda; Collembola; Entomobryomorpha; Isotomidae. The transcript is spliced from 9 exons. The coding region runs from base 215 to 1702 and encodes 495 amino acids. The record is from RefSeq and is a predicted model, not a curated record.